AUGCCAUACACUGCGCCGUUGAAGACGUCGCCUUCUUCGCUGCACAUUGAACACUCUGACCUCAGCACUCCUCCUUCCCCAAGCUCACCCACCGUGGCCGACCCUGAUGCAGACAAUCUAAACCUUCCCCCGUCCUACUCUUCCGCUUCUUAUGUCCGUCGACACCGGCGGUCUCCAUCCAACAGCAAGUCAUUUGUCUUUCCCGACAACGGCUGGGAACAAACCCGGAACACAGAUGUCUAUGCUAGUGUAAGGCAAUCGCCUUCGCCUGUCAACGAGGGACCGAUCCCACCUGGAGCCCUCCUCUCGCCCCCAGAGUCUGGGCAAAGCUCCAGUGAUGAAGAGUCAGGUAGCCCGGCCAGGGAUGUGUACCAGCUGGAGGAAUUGGAGGCAGCUGUGCGGUCAAUCGAGCAAAGACGAACGGCGUCUCCUGAGAGACAACCUUCCGGGGAGCCAUCGGGGGACAUGCCUGCAACAAAAUCAGGGGAGCAGACGGGGGUCGGCGCAAGCAGACCCCGCCGCCCUUCUCUGACCAAGGAUGGCCGCAUGGUUUCUCGCUCUCGGUCCUUUGUCGAGAACUCAAUCCAUCGAAAGCAAGAGGAAGCUGUUACCAGUUCCCCAGAAGACAGUGACCGGGAUGUCGAGAUUGAACCAAGAUCACCAAUGGUGCGCAAAAAGUCUGGGGAGCUUGUCAGACCAGCGUUACGCCCAUCCUCGGCUCGUCGACGGCCAUCAAGCAUGCCCGGGACACCGACGUAUUCAAAGGCAGUCCAUUUUGACGCCCAGUUGGAGCAUAUCCGCCAUUUCUUGCAGCUCGACAAGCCUCAGGCUGUCAGUGCUGGAUCGUCACCUGUGGAGGAUCUGGAUGCCGACAGCGAAUAUCCAUUUCAUGCUGAACCGUCGGGCCCGUCCUUCGAAUGGGGACUACGGCUAUCAAACUUUCCUCAUAAACCUCCUUCUCAUCCCCAUCCCCGUGUUCGCCUCGAGCGCUUGUUUCUUUCGACAGACAAGCACUCCUUGGUUGGUUUGGUAGUGGUUGCUAACCUUGCCUUCCAAAAGCAUGUUGCAGCCCGCUUCACAUUCGAUAACUGGAGAACCACCUCGGAAGUGACGGCUGCGUACAGCCAUGAUGCUCGGCAGAAGCAGUUGCACGAUGGUUAUGACCGGUUCAUGUUCAAUAUCAGGCUGGAUGAGCAGACAAAUCUGGAUAAGAAAACCAUGUUCGUCUGUAUCCGGUAUAACGUGACCGGUCAUGAGUUUUGGGAUAACAAUGAGAUGAGGGACUAUCAAGUGAAUUUUACCAAGAUACCCAAACCGAAGGCACAAAACCAAGAAAUGCCUCGGGCACGCGCUCGGCCCAACUUGCCUCGCAGCAGGAGUUUCACUGGAUCCGGUAGCCGUCCUCUCUCGAUGCCUUCCUCUCUGAAGGAUUUCUCGGAUAUGCAUCGCUACAUCUCGUUUGGUCCUCCUCUCAAUAAUCGGAAGGAAAAGCAGGAUGACGACGAUGAUGUCCAUCAUGAUUCAGAAAGUCCCGUUCCUAUCCGCCGCGAUAAGCAGCCCCAUCAGGUAUUCGGCAAUCGCUAUGAUUUCGAGUCAUCGUUGUCGGCUGCUAUGCGUACGAAACCAGAACAUGAUCGCACCAUGUUGACCACCCGAGCCAAGUCUGGAGCUCCUGUGUCGCGGUCCGAUGCACGAAGUACAUCUCCUCCUGUCCUACAGAUCGCACAAUCGAGUCCCGAGAAGCCUUCUUCGAUGCUUUCGGGCAAGCCAAACCGCGAGUCCCCUGUGUACAGAGAACUCGUGGACCGAUACUGCUUUUACGGUUCUCCGGCUUCUUCUCCAAAGGUUACUCGCCCGCCCAAGAUCAAUGACACUGCGCCCAACCCCAGUUCCUCUUCGCCGCCGUCACCACCAAGCUUUGCCUCGGAGAGUGCAGAAGGCUCACGAAGCUCACCAGCAUCUCCGCCGACCUACUCUUAUAACUACUUUGAGCCUAUGCAGGAUAGGCUUUUCAAAGAAACUCAAACACCCGCCAUGAUCAGUGGGUAA
Aspergillus mulundensis is the source of this 2049-nucleotide messenger RNA. Its product is annotated as protein phosphatase regulator GAC1. The record is from RefSeq and is a predicted model, not a curated record. Gene Ontology annotation, cellular component: protein phosphatase type 1 complex. The coding region runs from base 1 to 2049 and encodes 682 amino acids. NCBI's taxonomy places the organism in Eukaryota, Fungi, Ascomycota, Eurotiomycetes, Eurotiales, Aspergillaceae. Gene Ontology annotation, biological process: regulation of glycogen biosynthetic process. Gene Ontology annotation, molecular function: protein phosphatase 1 binding; glycogen binding. The transcript has a single exon.